AUGGAUAAAUGCGACGAAGUUGACAUUUCUAAAAUACGAACUGGUAAAGAAAUUGAACAACUUGCCUGGUGUUGGGUUGGUACUAAUCUUCUAAAUGCAUCAUCUUCAAAUCAUAAUGAUUAUUUGUCAAAUGAAUGUCUGCGUUUAUCAUCAGUGUGUUUAACAGUUAGUUUUCGGCUAUUUCCAAAAGAACCGCUAGUUCUUAAUCGUUGGUAUGAAGCAUUUUCACGUCUUCUUUCGUCAUCAUCAGAAACUACGCCCAGCCUGGGUAUAGUAUGCAGUUUAAUGUUAUUAAAUAUCGGUCAGAUUGUACAUUUCUAUAUGGCUAGCUAUCAGGAAGAGAACGAGGAGGCGGCGGCGCUGGUAGUGAAUGGUGAAGAAAAUAAGGAGGUCGUCUAUGUCUUAAAGAUGAUUGGAUGA
This is a messenger RNA of Trichobilharzia regenti, 420 nucleotides long. The record is from the annotation of a GenBank genome assembly. Lineage: Eukaryota; Metazoa; Platyhelminthes; Trematoda; Strigeidida; Schistosomatidae.